Messenger RNA from Eurytemora carolleeae, 960 nucleotides. RefSeq names its product UPF0462 protein C4orf33 homolog. Lineage: Eukaryota; Metazoa; Arthropoda; Copepoda; Calanoida; Temoridae. The coding region runs from base 139 to 702 and encodes 187 amino acids. The transcript has 10 exons. The record is from RefSeq and is a predicted model, not a curated record.
UACAAAUCUAUUUUUUACAGAAAAAUGUGUUAAAUGUCAGAGAAUCCGAACUGCUAUUACAAAAGAAACAGUUUAUUAAAUUUGAUCUAAUUUGUGGAGAAGAUAUCAUACACUUGGUUUGAACUUUACUGUUAUAGGAUGUUAGAUAAAAAGGAAAUAGAGUUGGAGGUUGGAUUAUCUUGGGAUGGAGAAGAGAAAAUAGAAAACUCUGCCAAAAUAUUUCUGUCUGCAAGUGGAGAUGACCUGGCAGUGCGACUAGUUGCACCCUACUACGGAGAUCUAGCCCCACCUGGCGGUCAACCGGGGGAGCCUUACUCUAAUCUCUGGGAUUACGAGGUGGUUGAGUUAUUCUUCCUGAACGAUGCCGAAGAGUACCUGGAGCUUGAGUUCGGUCCUCACGCUCAACACUUAGUUCUCCUACUCAAGGGAACCAGACUAGAUGCUGGGUGCAUCGUUGUGAAAGAGUCAUGCUACAGCAUAAAUGGCAAAAACUACCUUUACAGUACACUGCUGAAAUCCAGGGACAUGUUUGGACAGGGUCGGCAAUUAUUCCAGGUUCCUAUUUUCCACCCAUAUGCACGAAAAUUAAUGGCUACGCUAUCCACGGAACAGGAAAUAACAGGAAAUAUGAGGCUGUUUUUGAGGUGGCUGGACCUCAGCCAGACUUCCACAGAAUUCAUAAAUUCGGAGCUUUUAAUCUAGCUGACAUCUUGGUUUCAAACUCAAGAUCUGACCAUUCAAAAAUCUGGGAAGGAGUUCUCAGCGAAGACGACAAAUAGAGAAGACGUAACUUUGGCAGUUUUAUUAAAUAUUCUAGAAAAUACAUUUUUUAUAUUCAAAAUAUCUCAAUUCAAUUCAAAAUUCAGUGCAAUUUACUGUACACAGUAUAGUAACAUAUAUAGUACGUUUGUAGAACUUUUUAAUUGUGUAUAACUUGUUCAAUAAAAAUUUAUUCAUUUA